AUGGUUCGUUCCAAAACAAAAGCUAGGAUGAUGUCCAACGCAGCUAACCCUCCGCGAAUUACCUGUAGGAUGAGCGUAGCACCCAGUAAGUGUACCCCUAAGAAGCCGUAUAGGUACAGGCCAGGAACUGUGGCGCUAAGAGAGAUCAGAUGGUAUCAGAAGAACACAUUUCCACUGAUCCCGAAACUUCCAUUCGAAAGACUGGUGAGAGAAACAGGCCAAAUUUUGAAGGCAGGGUUACGUUUCCAGAGCAGCGCUAUUGAUGCUCUCCAAGAAGCAGCUGAAGUUUUUCUCGUUGAAUUGUUUCAGGACGCCAAUUUGUUUGCCAUACAUGCCAAGCGAGUGACUGUCAUGCGUGAAGACUUCCUGCUUGCUAAAAGGAUUCGGGGUGAUAAACCUUGA
Messenger RNA from Raphanus sativus (radish), 402 nucleotides. RefSeq lists its product as uncharacterized. Gene Ontology annotation, cellular component: nucleosome. Bases 1 to 402 code for a protein of 133 amino acids. The transcript has a single exon. Gene Ontology annotation, molecular function: structural constituent of chromatin; protein heterodimerization activity; DNA binding. The record is from RefSeq and is a predicted model, not a curated record. Lineage: Eukaryota; Viridiplantae; Streptophyta; Magnoliopsida; Brassicales; Brassicaceae.